Messenger RNA from Trichobilharzia szidati, 4506 nucleotides. NCBI's taxonomy places the organism in Eukaryota, Metazoa, Platyhelminthes, Trematoda, Strigeidida, Schistosomatidae. The record is from the annotation of a GenBank genome assembly.
CAACUGUGCAAACUUGUCAAAUAAUUUAAGCCUUCGAUUAACAAGUAGUAGAAACAAUUGUUGUUCUCGCUCAAAACUUAUUCACCAAAGAAGAAGACCUACAGAGAUAGAGAGAGAAAGAAGAAGAAAAGAAAAAAGUAGUUACCACAACAGCUGCUGUGUAAUCGUGAACAAUCGGUACCCAAGUCAAAGCAACUGUUCAGCAAACAUAAUCACAGUGGAUAUACAGUGUUUUGUACAACAACUACAGAAAAAAAACUACCCCACGUGUGUACAGAUAAUCUACGAAGUCAACUGUUCUGUAACAACAGAAGAAAAAAAGUUAAUUGAACUCAUCAAUAACAAGUUAUCGUGUGUGUGUCAGUGUGUUUGUGUACUUGUCAAAUUGUGUCCAUCAGAUCCAAAGAUCCAUUUAACGCCCCACAAGGUCAUCUACACUAUUGAGAAGAUCAACAACUGUUCAACAAGAAAGACAAGACAAGAGGCUUGUCCAAGAAUACAGGACUUUUUCUGUUGUUGUUUUGUUGAACCGGUGAAUUAUCCAGCAGAGAUUGAAUCAUUUGUCUUAAUUCCUCCGACAGUUAACGCCACGCUGAUACAAUUUCAAGCGUAUUUAGUAAGGCAAAAGAAAAGAAAUUUGAUUUAGCAACUGACUCGAGUUGACCAACUGUUGUCAUCUAAACGGGAGAGAGAGAGAGAGAAAGAGAAAAAAGUAGUCCAAGAAGAAGAAGAAGAAAUUGCAUUUCCUUUUCCCUACUGUUUCUUGUCUUAACAAGCAAAAAUACCCAUUUGCCUGUGUAACACAGUGGAAAUACAACAAAAAAAACAAAGGUCAUAGAUUAUACUGGGCUAUAUUCAUAUUGUCUUGUAACAAUUGACAAAGAAGACAAUUGUUCUUCUACCUGAUCUCUACACUCUCUACAAUCUAACUGGCAUCUGACAAGGGAAACUAUAAUACAACACAGUCAACAGUUGUUCCUCAAUAUUCAUUCGAAAAGUCACGUGAAUUCAAUAUGAUUGGGGAAUAUGAACAAUUGCAUCAUACGUUCACACACAUUCAUAAUAAUAAUAAUAAUGGUAGUAAUGCAUCAAAUGAGACAUCUUCAGAAUCCUGUCAGCUAUUGAACUAUCCUACACAGUUGAUCAAUACGACGACAACAGCAGCAGGAGCGGCGACGGCAGCAGCAGCGACAACAAUAACGGCAACAACAAAACAUUUGACACAUUUCACCUUACCAACUAGUCAUCAAAUUCCGUCGAUAAAUGAUUCUACUUUCAGUGGAGAAAAUCACUCUGAAUAUAAUAAUAAUAAUAAUUACAAAGUACUGUCUUCACCAUAUUGUAACUUGUCGAAUCAGUAUGCCUCAGAUUUGGAGUAUGCAGGAGGUCAACAACAGUAUCCUCUUGUCACACUGAACAAUAAUAACAGUAUUAAUAAUUCCUUUCGAUGCGGCAAUUCAUUUAUUCCUUUAAUCAAUUCCUCGCAUUACUUGUCUUCAUCAAUAACAUCACCAUCGCCAUCAUCAUCAUCAGCAUCACUGACCAAAACACCAGUGACUACUGCAUCACCACCAAUGACAGGCGCAGAAACACAUCAAUUCCUUACAAAUGAUGUUGAUCAGAUCAGUCUUCCUAUAAGUUCACAAUUCAUUCAGACAUCUGAUGACUUCAAUACUUUAUUACCAAAUGAUUCUGAAUUGUUGAAAUCAUCUGUAUUACGUCAUUUAGACCAGUAUUCACAUUUUGUUAAUCAAUCCCCGUUUCAAACACUUGUACAUCAUUUAGUUGCAAAUAAUAAUAAUAACAAUAAUACUAGUAAGGAUAAUUCUUCGUCGAUUAUAGAUAUUCCAGCUGAUUUUCACAAUAAUAAUAAUAAUAGUAAUCACGAUUUUUCAAAUUCUACCUAUCAUGAUCAAUGUGUUGUAGAGAGAGAAUUUGAGAAAGUCAGCACCGCGAAUAAUGAUAGCUAUCUACACCAUCAUAAACAUCAACUACAACGACAACAGUCUGUACCUUCCAUGGAGUAUAAUGCAUAUUUAAGAAAUCCUCAAGAGGUUACAGCAUAUGAUGCUUUGAAGUCUGCCUAUCUGCCUGAAGACUAUAUUCCAGUUGAUCGAAUCAGUUAUAGGAGUGAUAAUAACAAGACAAUGUCACUUAUUCCACAAACACCACCAGUAACAGCGACAACUGCUGAAUUCAUGGUUUCAGCUAACUGGACACCAGAAAAGGCUAAUGUCUACUCGAAUGAAACACUGUCUCCCACCCAACAACAACAACACCAUCAGCAAAAUCACCAUCAACCCGAUAAGUACUUAACCUCAGUAGGUCAUUUCACUUCUACACCAUUAUCUGAGGCUAACUUCUGUCAUCGUGAUAUGAAUUACAAUACAACACCUUAUCGUUUGUUGAAUUCAGAAGUCAAGCAUAAUCUAUCGUGUAUCCCUAAACCUUAUGAUAAUAAUAAUGACCUUGUCUAUUGUUUGCCGAUUUCUACGGUGACAUCAGCAAAUACCACUACUGCUGCCUGUGGUGGUGUCGGCGGCGGAGGAGGUGGUGAAAAUUCGCUUAACCUUUAUAAUUACACACAAGUUAGUUUCGACGGGCCGUCUUCAACCUCAUCAGCUGCAUCUAGAUCAUCUGGUUCCUUGGGAAAUGUUUCUUCAAAUCAAUCGGAGAGUAAUAAUUCUGGAAAGGCUAUUUCUCACCGUAUUUUAGAUGAAUUUCAAGCUCAUGCCAGUAGUACUGGUCAUAAUAAUCACUUCAAUUCAAAUCAAAAGUCUGAUAUCAUUAUGAACACUCCGACAUCAUAUAUGGCUAAUAGUAAUAAUAAUAAUAAUAAUGGUUUCCCUAAAGCAUCACCUUCCCUGCAUAACACGCCUAAUAUGUCCACAGAAAAGUCUGAUAAAUAUACAAAUCCCAACUCGAAUAAGUCGUCUACAGAAGCAGAGAAUGCGACAGGCGAUAAAAUCCCUGAACAAGAUAGACAAAAACCAACAGUACCGAUGUCAACCAGUCUGAAUACAAAUGUGUCAUUAAAACGUACAAAAUCAAUGAUGCAAUCAGACUCAACAACAUCAAAACUUUUACGACCUAGUGCACUACAUCAACCACCAUUGUCACCAAACUCUGCAUCCUCAUCACUAUUACGUAAACGUGGUCGUCAUUCACGUGUAAAGCAACCAAUGAUGAAUUUAGAAAAGCGUCAUCUAACGGAUGGAAAUCUCGGUGGUUUGCAAACCGCCCAGUCAUCAAUGAAGACAAUACCGAUGAAGGUGAAUUCAUGUGAUGAAUCGGACAGUACAAGUGACGACUCGGAUUCAGACGAUGAAACUGAAGAAACUAAGGAAGAGCAUGUUAUUGCACCAGGUUCACAUGGCCAAUGUUUAUUAUGGGCGUGUAAAGCAUGCAAAAAGAAGACAAUGCAAGUGGAUCGUAGAAAAGCGGCUACAAUGCGUGAAAGACGUCGUCUGCGUAAAGUGAAUGAAGCCUUUGAAACGCUGAAACGUAGAACCUGCGCUAAUCCAAAUCAACGUAUGCCAAAAGUAGAAAUAUUAAGAAAUGCAAUAGAUUAUAUUGAAAAUUUAGAAGAUAUGCUACAACAAAAUGGUGUUAUCCCGAUGGGUAUGACACCGUUAACAACAGCGCUGAAUGCAAUCACUGCUACUACACAGAAUGAUACUAACACAAAUGUAUGCAACUCGUCGAUAACUACUUCAGGAAACAAUGCAAAUGUUUACUACUCAAAUGCAUCUACAAAAUCUAAAUCUACAAUCAGCAAUAAAUAUGUAAAAGAGGGAGGCAGUGAUCUACCCGCCUCAAUGACAAAUCAAUCACAUGCAUCUAAUACUUGUGGUCUGUCUUACUCGUGUUCUCAAGAUAAUAAUUCUAAAUUGUCAAAUUUAAGGUGUGAUUUCAAUUUAGAAAGUGGUAAUAAACAUGAUUCUACUGACUCGCUGACAGAUAUAUCGCUUGGCAGUUUACCAACAGAAUGUAGACCUGAUGAACAAUUGAAUUCAAUGAAUAGUUCUACAUGUUCACUAAUACCAACAUCCAAGGAUUCCACCAAAUUAAUCGAUUACAAUAGCUACUCACAUAUGUCUACAUGGAAUAUGUGUACACCAUAUGAAGUGUUGGGUGGGCUAAAAACCGGUGAUCCAUCUCAGUCGAUCGCUGAAAACCGAACUUCUUCCUUACGUUGCACCGAAAGUGUUGUAAUCCCACUGGCUGGACACUGAUGCGUUCUUCAUGAUUGGUUGCCAGAGUAACAGAACUACAUUUAAACAAAAUUUCGGCGCGAAAAUUUGAAGCGUGCUUUACAAAUUAAGAAAAUGAUGAUUAUUCACUUUCAUAUCUGGGAAUAACUGCACAUAUUAUCUGAACCUUGUUUUUACUGUCAAUGAAAAUAUUUUAUUUAAUAUCUGCCUUCCUCUUUUGUACAGAAUUUCAUUCCGGAUGAACAUUUUUCAAACGAAUAACGAUAACACAAUUUUAUAUUAUUCAUAAAAU